Chiloscyllium plagiosum (whitespotted bambooshark) is the source of this 2447-nucleotide messenger RNA. Its product is annotated as interferon-induced protein 44-like. Gene Ontology annotation, biological process: immune response. NCBI's taxonomy places the organism in Eukaryota, Metazoa, Chordata, Chondrichthyes, Orectolobiformes, Hemiscylliidae. The record is from RefSeq and is a predicted model, not a curated record.
GUUCAUUUUUCAAGGUGUGGUUAAGGCAUUACGGAUCGUGGUUGAAAACAAGUCUCUCCAGUCCCUUGCUGUAUGUCUGUGGUCGAGUUUGUUGUUUUACGCUGGCGGUGUUUUUGUUUGAUAUUUGAAUUAUUUUGGGAGACCCCGUCAGAUCUCUUGGUGAGAACUGACUGUGGUUCCUGUGUUAAGAACUGCGUGGAAUACAAAUUGAAUCUUUUAGACAUAACCAGCAGGACACUUUGAAGGGUUUCAACAAUGCGUGAUGUCAUACCCCGGCUCACGACAGCGGAUCAGAAACAAUUGUGUGAACUUUUCGGGAAAGUGAACUUCCAUUUACUUUACAAAGCGAGUGUUCACGGUUUCCGCGUUGAUUCUCUCCACGAAAAAUGUAGGAAACAAGGACCAACAAUAACUGUCGGGUACAACAAGUCGGGUUUUAUUUUUGGAGGCUACAGAACGGAAGAUUUUGCUGUCGGGUCUGUAGUGGAUAAUAAGGCUUUCCUUUUCCGACUGAACACGGAUUUACCGGGAAAAAAGCCGUUAAAGUUUCCUGUGAGACAAGAUGCUGUGGCAAUUUGUGAUCAUUACCAAAACGGUCCAAAUUUCGGAAACAGUCUUUUAUUUCAGGUUAAUGCUGAAAAAGUUGAGUUGAGAUCUGAUGGCUCCUACAGUGUUACAAAUAGUGCCCUGUUUGGCCAAGAUGAAGACCUUGUUGAACUUGAAGUUUACCGGGUGGAAGAGAUAAAAGCUCCAUGGAGGAACAUAAACUGGACAAAAGAGAGCAAGCAAGAACUGCUGAAAUUCAUCAUGGAGUAUCAACCAUAUGUGAGCUCUGUCUCAAAGGCACGGGUUUUACUAAUUGGACCAGUUGGAGGAGGCAAGUCUAGUUUCGUCAACUCUGUCAAUUCGGUUUUCCGUGGUCAUGUCACCAAUCGGACUCUGGUUGGGAGUGGACCGAGAAGUACGACCACAAUGUAUUCGACAUACUCCUUCAGAAAUGACACUCCUCCUCUGACCCUUUGUGAUACAAUGGGACUUGCAGAAGAUACUGUGUCAGGGCUGCACAGUGAUGAUAUUAUCAGUAUCAUCAAAGGACAUAUUCCGAACAAGUAUAAGUUUGCAGUUGAUUCCCCAUUCAAAGCUGGUGACAUAUCGCCAAGUGCUAUUAAUGAGAAGAUACAUUGUGUUGCAUAUGUGAUUGAUGUGAGUAAAACCCCUAUGCUGUCCACUGAAAUGAAAACGAAAAUCUGUGCCAUUCGAUCAAAGAUUGAUGAAUUGGAGGUUCCACAGAUUGUCCUACUAACAAAAGUGGAUGAAGAAUGCCCUAUGGUUGGAAAUGAUGUGAAAACUGUCUACUGGAGUGAUCCCAUUGAAAAAAAGGUGAUGGAAGUUGGAAAACAACUUGGUAUUGCAGUUUCAUGCAUAAUUCCUGUGCAAAAUUAUUGGUCAGUUCAUGAGCUUCAAUAUGCUACAGAUAUUUUAAUACUCUCUGCUGUGGUACAGAUGUUACGAUUUGCAGAUGAUUAUUUUGAGAAUUCUGUUUAGUUUAUCACCAAACUGUGACAUAAGUUUCUCAUGACUUUGUCUUUUCUGAAUCAUUGCUAGUUUUAGUUGGGAGAAUUCAAAUGCUAUGAGCAAUCAUUUCUCUGUUGCAUUUCACAAACUCGGAAUGAUUUGUUUCCCAAAGGUUUACAGAGGGAUGCUGAAAGGGUUAAUGAUCCUGCCCUGAAAUCUGCAAAUGUUGUAUGGCCAUUGAGGUGUGUUUGUACUGUUGUUAUAUUAAUCAUUCUUUUUAUUAAGGAUAUUAUUAAGAAUAUUAUUAAAUUAGAAGGAGUGCAGAAAAUCUUUACUAGAAUGCUACUUGGACUGGAAGGUUUGAGUCCGAGGAGAGGUUAGAUAAGCUGGGAUUUUUUUCACUGGAGCGUAGGAGGUUGAGAGGUGACCUUUUUUGAGGUUUAUAAAAUCUUGAGGGGCAUUGAUAAGGUAAAUAGCCACCAGCGUUUCCUCAUGAUAGCAGUGUCUGAAACUGGAGGGCAUGGGUUUAAGGUGAGAGGGGAGUGAUACAAAAGGAUCCAGAGAGACAAUUUGUUCACACAGAGGGUGGUGAGUGUCUGGAAGGGGCUGCCAGCGGCAGUGGUGGAAGCAAGUACCAAUUUGUCAUUUAAGAAACAUUUUGACGCACACAUUGAUGGGAUAGGUAUGGAGGGACAUGGAUCAAACACAGGCAAUUAGGACUGGUUUAAAUUGUGAAAACUGAGUGUCAUUGGCAAGUUAGGUCAAAGAGCCUGUUUCCAUGCUGUAAAUCUCUAUGACUCGAUGUUAGAGUUUGCUGUCUGUGUGAAUUUACAUGCAGCAGGCUUUGUAAAACCCAUCUCUUAGAGUCAUACAGUCACAGAGACGUACAGCACACAAAUAGACCCUACGGUCCAACAUGUCCAUGCUGACUA